Acipenser ruthenus (sterlet) is the source of this 2021-nucleotide messenger RNA. It is a transcript of the gene r3hcc1l, whose product is annotated as R3H domain and coiled-coil containing 1-like. NCBI's taxonomy places the organism in Eukaryota, Metazoa, Chordata, Actinopteri, Acipenseriformes, Acipenseridae. The record is from RefSeq and is a predicted model, not a curated record. The transcript is spliced from 8 exons. The coding region runs from base 116 to 1594 and encodes 492 amino acids.
CCAACCACGAACGUGUAAGGCCAAACAUCGGUUGUGUACGCGCUGUACUUGUUCACGAGCCGACUCUGGACAGAAAACAAAAUAAUAAAGAGAUAAGGCUGAGUCGUUAUUGGUAAUGGACCAGGAGGAGGAGAGGAAGAGAAUGAACUCCAAAAAGCCAGACAGAGCACUUUAUGUCCCUAGAAGGCAGCAAGCGACUGGAGAGCAGGAGAAGAAAGGAGAGUCAUUGAAGGAAGUGGCCCUAUGCCCCUCUACUAGCGAGGAGCCCAAGAGGCAGACUCAGGGCAAGGCUAGAGCAAGUCCCCUUGAGGUUGGUGGGUCAGGGAGGGGGGAAAAGCAGAGGGAGAGGAAAGGGAGGCAGGUCAAGGAUAAGGGGAAGAAGGGUAACAUGGGUACUGGGGGAAGCAAAAUGAAAAGGGACAGGGAAGGUAGUGAAAGUCAGAAGCAACUGGGCGGUGAGAGAGAGGUGAGUCAGGGGAUUAGCGAUGGGGACAAAAAAACAGAAACGAGGGAAGACACAAGCAAUCGAGGGAUAGCAGAUAAGGAGGGAGAGGUAGGAAAUAAGAAGGGAAAUGAUUUUGAUACUAUGGAACACCUUGUCUUGGAUGGACCUCAGAGCUGUUCUCAUAAGGAAAACAUGCAAACUGAACUCUGUAUUUCUAAAUCUGGCCCCUUUGUUGAAGCUGUAGGUAGCAGGCUGGGAGAGAGAGACUCUGGUAUGGGUGUGACAGUGAAGGGGCCCUUAGCAGUUAGUGCAGGUCAGGAAGAGGGUGUCUGCCCUGGGACAGGGCUGGGAGAAGGACAGGAUGAAAGGGUGAAGAGUAACACAAAGCCUUCCCAAGGUAGUCUAGAUUGUUCCAUCACAGGCUUGCAGACUGAGGAGACUUGGUAUGUUGAGAAGGUACAGAAUGGAGACUCGGGAACCUUGGAACAAAGUUCACAUUCUGUCAGUACAGCAUUGAGAGAGGAUCCCAGUGACCAGGAGUCAGACAGCUGGGACACCCUAUUUAACGACGAGGGAGAUUGCCUGGACCCCCAUCUACUAGAGGAGAUAUCACAAAAUCAGGGGAAGGUAAAGAAGUCCAUCCAGGAGCCCCGAUUUGAUUAUUACAACUGGGCAGUCGAAUCCGACGUGGAGCUCAGAGAGGAUGAGUUGUCCCACAUCGUUGAGAUCUACGAGUUUCCUUCAGAGUUCAAAACCGAGGAUCUGCUUCGAACUUUCAACAGCUUCCAGCAAAAGGGGUUUGAUAUUCAAUGGGUGGAUGACACUCACGCACUGGGACUCUUCUCCAGCCCCAUAGCCGCACGAGACGCCCUGAGAACAAAACACCCGAUGCUGAAGGUCCGCCCGCUGUCACAGGCAUCCGCUGCGACCAAAGCUAAGGCCAGGGGAUGUUCAGAUUACCUCCUGCCUGCAAAGGAGCGCCCCAAGACAAGUGCGGCUUUGGCCAGAAGGUUGGUUAUUGGGGCGCUGGGCGUCCGGAGCCCCCAGAGCCGAGAGGAUAGGGAUGCAGAGAAGAGAAAACUGCAGGAGGCCCGUGAACAAAAGCGAUUGGCGGCCAAACAGCGUGAGGAUGCUUGGGAGGGAAAAUGACCAGGCUUUUUAUACAUGACUGAUUGUUGGGUACAGCCACUGCAUAUGUGUUCUUUGCAGUGUGUGAGUUCAAUACUGUACCUGUGUGACAGCCGUACAUCCAGAUCCGACUCCCAUCGUAUUUACACCGGCAGCGCAUUACGUUGUUUGUGAAAUCAGACUCCACCAUGUCGAAGUGGGGAUUUACUUCAACCUGGAGAGACCAGGAGGAUGGAUUAGUGAGGAAAUUGUGCGUCCAGCACCAAACUUCUGUUUUAUAAAAUGUACAGAUCUUCAUUUUAUUAAAGAUAUUUGCAUUAAACACCUUAAAUGGUAUUUCUGUGGUGGUCUAUAAUGGCCCUAGUUUUGUUUUGUUUUUGCACAGUAACUUCUUUUUCCCAUUAAUCUCUAGCAGUGCUAAAACUGGAAAUAAAUGGUUAAAACUCGU